Molecule: messenger RNA, 2590 nt
Organism: Myxozyma melibiosi
Lineage: Eukaryota; Fungi; Ascomycota; Lipomycetes; Lipomycetales; Lipomycetaceae
Product: Phospholipid:diacylglycerol acyltransferase
Exons: 3
Coding region: 449-2470 (673 amino acids)
Biological process (GO): triglyceride biosynthetic process; lipid storage
Cellular component (GO): perinuclear endoplasmic reticulum; cytoplasm
Molecular function (GO): phospholipid:diacylglycerol acyltransferase activity
Source: RefSeq, a predicted model, not a curated record
AUCUUUGGCGGAGAUCAGCUCGCGGUGGCACCAGCGCACCUUAUGUCAGCGUCGUCUCUCAGAUAAGGGGUUUGUACGGUAGUUGUGGCUAAGGGUUUUGAUCUGCACGUGAUAUCGUUGAUCUCGGGGAGACUGUUUCCUGCUUAAGACCUCACUCGCAUACUGCUUCUGUAUACACUGCUUCAACUCCUCUUCAACUCCUCUUCAACACCUCCUCACCUCCUCCUCACCUCCACUACCCCGGAUCCGCUCUCACGUGCGCAUCUCCUCUACCAACGGCAGCCUCGCCCCUGAAAACCCUAAUUCUAACUUUUGGCCUCGGCGUCGGUGCCCGGAGCCAUCCGACCGACGACCGACGCCUUGCGCCCUUCCUUCCUUCACACAUCCUCUCCUCCCUGUCUUUUCCUUCCUGCCUGGAUCUCUUCCAUUCUCGAUCAGACAAGAAAACAUGCCUCCCCGCCGCCGCAGAGCUAAGAAGCAGAACCGCGCCGAGGAAACGGACGCGAACGGCGCCGUCGCCGAACCUGUCGGUGCCGUGCCUGUCCAGGAGUCGCCCUCGCCCUCUGACCGCGAUUCCACGCCGCCGGCCAGCAGCAGCAGCAGCAGCGGCAAGAAGAAAUCCGGUAAAAAACACAGGUCGGGCACCAGCUCGUCUGAUCCGGCAGACGCGCCGUCGAAAGACAAGUCCUCGCGCGAGAAAAAGACCGAGAAGAAGCUCAGCCAGAGCAGACGAGUGACCUUCUUCCUCGGCGCCUUGAUCGGUAUCGCGCUGGCGUGGUACUUUGCCGCGAACCAGCAGCUCGUCUCGCUCGAGGCCCUUGGCGAUCUCAAUCUUGACUCGCUGCCAAAGUUCAUGGAGGACAUGCGCGAUAUGCUGCCGAUUGGAAUGCUCAAGGAGGCGUCUGACAUCCAGAAGAAGGAGCAGUCGAAGGCUAAGAGCGAGUCGUUCGCGGUCGGAAAGGCGAUGUAUGAAGAAGGAUACCGGGCGAUGCAUCCCGUGGUUAUGGUCCCUGGUGUUAUCUCGACCGGACUUGAGUCUUGGUCGGUCAAGGACACAAAGGAGUGCGGGUGUGAGACUUAUUUCCGAAGACGUCUUUGGGGAAGCUGGAGUAUGCUACGCUCUAUGCUUCUAGACAAAAACUGCUGGCUUAAACACAUCACUCUCGAUCCACACACGGGCCUCGAUCCCGAAGGCUACAAGAUCCGGGCCGCCGACGGCCUCGACGCUGCAGAUUUCUUUAUCACCGGCUACUGGAUCUGGAACAAGAUUCUCGAGAACCUGGCCGCGCUCGCGUACGAUCCCAACACUAUGUACUCGGCCGCCUACGACUGGCGUCUGUCGUACAUGGAUCUCGAGCGCCGCGACGGAUAUUUCUCCAAGCUCAAGAUGCUCGUCGAGGACAACAAGCGCCGGUUGGGCCAGAAGACUGUGUUUUUGGGACAUAGCAUGGGGUCGCAGGUGUUUUUCUACUUUUUGAAAUGGGCCGAAGCCACGGGGGAGCACUACGGCAACGGCGGGCCGAACUGGGUGAACGACCAUAUUGACUCGUUUGUAGACAUCGCGGGCACGAUGCUCGGCACGCCAAAGGCGAUCGUCGCGCUUCUGAGCGGAGAGAUGAAGGAUACCGUGCAGCUGAACGCGCUGGCUGUCUACGGACUCGAGAAGUUUUUCUCACGCGCCGAGCGCGCGUACAUGCUGCGCACGUUUCCGGGCGUCGCGAGCAUGCUUCCCAAGGGCGGCGACGCGAUCUGGGGAGAUCUACUGUCGGCGCCGGACGAUUUCGGGCAUCAGAACAUCAGCUUUGGAAACUUCAUUCAGUUCAGGGAUACGAUGUCUACGUUGAGUUCCAAGAACUUGACGGUCGCGGAGAGCAUAGACUAUCUGUUUACGCAGGCACCCGGUUGGUUCCAGAACCGCGUGCUGGAGAAUUACAGCCACGGGCUUGCACGGACGCGCAAGGAGCUCGAGGCUAACAACCAGGAUCACACUAAAUGGGCCAACCCUCUUGAAGCGGCGCUGCCUUAUGCUCCCGAUAUGAAGAUCUACUGCUUCUACGGAGUCGGCAAGGAGACCGAGCGCGCGUACGUGUACCAAGAGGAGAAGGAUAAGGACCUCGUCAAGUUGAAUGUGACGAUCGCGGGCGGCGGUGGCUACGACCCGGUGAUCAUGGGCGAGGGAGAUGGCACGGUGUCGUUGAUCACGCACGCAAUGUGCCACAAAUGGCGCGAGGAAGGCAGUAAAUUCAACCCGGGCGGAUCGCGCGUGCGGAUCGUGGAGAUGCUGCACGAGCCCGAGCGGUUCGAUCCCCGCGGCGGAGAGAAGUCGGCAGACCAUGUUGACAUUCUCGGGCGGGCGGAGUUGAACGAGAUGAUUUUGCGGAUUGCGGCCGGGAAGGGCGAGGAGAUUGAGGAUAGAUUUGUUAGCAGAUUGCGGGAUAUUGCAAAGGGCAUCGAUCUUGGUCCUAACUGAGAAAAAGUAGGACUGAGAAAGAGUGGGAGGUUGUGUAAGAUUGAAGGGUUAUCAGAGUGUGAUUGUGUUUAUAGAUUGUCUGUUGUUCUGGCUUUCCACCAGCUCUCCUUCUUGUGAUUC